AUGGUCAAUUCAACAGCAGCGUCAGCAACUGUUCUAUCAACAAACUUAACUUCAUUCGUUUAUGAAGAUUUAAUUUCUCAUGUUCAAAGAAUUCAACAUCAAAUGAUUGAAAAUGUAGAAUAUCUUGAUAAUCGAUGGAAAAAUGAAAUAAAGAUACGAGAGGAAUUAGAGUCACAUUCAAUAACAUUCGUAGAUCCAUAUGGAAACCCAAUAACUAAUCAGUAUAUGAAUCAUGAAUUAAUCGGCACAUUGUUUAGAAAAUACAAGAAGUAUUAUGUUCCAAAAUAUUUACAAAACUGGGUUAAAAUUGGAACAGUUAGUGAAAAUGUUAUUUCACCAUUAAAUGAGUCUGAAUUGAAAUCAUCUGUUUCGAAAUAUCCAAAUGGUUAUCGAUUUAUUAUGUAUGGUGAAUUGAAUAUCUUAAUAGAAUAUCGAGAAGAUGUGCCGCGUCACAAAUUUGUAUUACUCGUUCUCCUAAUGGAUAAUAUCGAGAAGAUUAAAAUGCAAAUACAAAAACUUCGAAAACUUCCGAACAUCGAACUAAAAUCAUUUAUAUUAGAUAAAGAUUCUCAAACGAAUAAUCAGAAUUGGAGUAAAGGUCAAACAUUCAAGUCAGAUGAUACUAUUUUGUCAUGUCAAUUAUAUCAAGAUAAUUCCGUCAUCGUAGCAAAAGUUCUGCAUGAAAAAAUUAAUGUUAAAGAAUCCAAUAAUAAUUUUCAAAUGUUUGUGAAAACCCUUACUGGAAAGACAAUUACUUUAAAGGUCAGUUCUCACAUGAAUCCAACUGCAGUAAAACAAUUGAUACAACACGUGGAAGGCAUUCUUCCUGAUCAACAACGUCUAAUGUUUGCUGGAAAACAACUAGAAGAUAAUACAACUCUUUCAGAAUAUAAAAUACGAAAGGAAAGUACGAUUCAUCUAGCGUUACGCUUACGUGGUGGAAUGUAUCAUUUUACAAGUGGUCGACAAGAUUUUCAACAUUUACCAAAUACAGGAGCUGAAGCAAUAAAAAAUAUUCUUGCAUUCAAGUUUGAACAAAUGAAUCGUGAUGAAGGUUUGUCACCAGCCGAAUUGCAGAAUGCUAUUUUAGAAGGACAAGUUGUUCUUUCCAAAUUAUUUAAUGAAAUCAAAAAUUUUUCUGUAUCUGAUAAUCUCUCACAUUUAAAAAACAUUAUACUAUCGAAUAUUGCUGAUAAUGAAGAUGAAAAUGAUAGUGACGAAGAAGAAGAAGAUGAUGAUGUUUCAAACGAUCCAUAA
This is a messenger RNA of Rotaria sordida, 1257 nucleotides long. Lineage: Eukaryota; Metazoa; Rotifera; Eurotatoria; Philodinida; Philodinidae. The record is from the annotation of a GenBank genome assembly.